AGGAAGGAGUCCAAGUUUGUUCUUUUGCAUAUGGCUGUCUAGUUGUCCCAGCAUAAUUUGUUGAAAGUUUACUUUACUCUUAGUGUUUUACCAACCCUGUUAAAAACGAAAUGUAUAUCUGUAUAUCUAUAUACAUACUUAUUACAGUUUUGUUUUCUUCCCUUUUAAGGAAAACUUCAAAAAUGUUUCAAAUUCCUGUGGAGAAUCUUGACAACAUCAGGAAGGUACGGAAAAAGGUGAAAGGCAUUCUUGUGGAUAUUGGGCUUGACAGCUGCAAGGAGUUGCUGAAGGACCUUAAAGGCUUUGAUCCAGGAGAGAAGUACUUUUUUAACACAUCAUGGGGAGAUAUUUCUCUCUGGGAACCUUCUGGAAAGAAAGUGAGAUAUCGAACAAAGCCAUACUGUUGUAGCCUCUGUAAAUACUCUACAAAAGUGCUUACUUCAUUCAAAAAUCAUUUACAUCGUUACCACGAAGAUGAGAUUGACCAAGAGCUGGUGAUCCCUUGCCCAAACUGUGUGUUUUCCUCUCAACCCAAAGUUGUGGGAAGGCACUUCAGGAUGUUUCAUGCACCUGUUCGGAAAGUCCAGAACUACACGGUGAAUAUUUUAGGUGAAACGAAAUCAUCCAGGAAUGAUGUGAUAAGUUUCACGUGUUUAAAAUGUAACUUUUCAAACACGCUGUACUACAGCAUGAAGAAGCAUGUGCUGGUAGCCCAUUUCCACUACUUGAUUAACUCCUACUUUGGGUUGAGAACUGAGGACAUGGGCGAGCAACCGAAGAACGAUGAUACCACCGAGAAGAUGCCACCAUCUGACAAGUAUUACUGUAAAAAAUGCAAUGCCAACGCCAGCAGCCAGGAUGCUUUAAUGUAUCACAUUUUGACAUCGGAUAUACACAGGGAUUUGGAGAAUAAGCUUAGAUCCGUGAUUUCAGAACAUAUUAAGAAGCCUGGACUUUUGAAGCAAAUGCAUAUUGCUCCAAAACCAACUGCACAUUUGGCGAUACCACCAAGCAACAGUGCUCCGGCCGUUCCAGCCACACCUCCUUGCUUUCAUCUUGCCUUGCCGCAGAACAGUCAAAGCCAAACCGUGGUCCAGCCAGUUCAGGGCACAGUCCAGCCAGUGACUGUGGCCUCGGGUGCUUCUGGAAGCCUGACUCAUUCUCCGCCGGCUGUUGCCCAGUCCCAUGUGACUCUAGUCUCCAGUCCCCUGCCAGUGGCCCAGAGCAGCCUUGCUCUGCCACCCUCAGCUCCUCAGCCUGUCUUUCUUUCUCACGGAGUCCCACUUAAUCAGUCAGCAAAUCCUCCUGUGUUGCCAUUGAGUCAGCCAGUUGGACCUGUAAAUAAGUCUGCUGGAACUGGCAUCCUCACCACAAACCAGACCCUCCGCCCAGGGGUUUUUCCCCUCCGCCAGCCUGUUGGGCCCAUCAGCAGACCAGUUGGGCCUGGAGUCCUUUCAGUAAACAGACCUGUUGGGUCUGGUGUCCUUCCUGUCAGUCCCUCUGUCACCCCUGGGGUUCUCCAGGCUGUCUCGCCAGGAGUGAUCUCUGUGAGCCGGACAGUCCCCUCAGGGGUCCUUCCUGCGGGCCAGAUGACCCCUGCAGGGGUCAUCCCUUCAGCACAGACAGCGACUUCAGGAGUUCUCCCUGCUGGCCAGAUGGUCCAGUCGGGGGUUCUCCCCAUUGGACAGACAGCCCCGUCGGGGGUUCUCCCCCCUGGGCUGACGGUCCCGUCACGGGUUCUCCCUCCUGGCCAGACGGUUCCCCUAAGGGUUCUCCCUGCAGGCCAGGUGGUCCCACCUGGGCUCCUUUCUCCCAGCCAGCCAGUCUCCUCAAGUGUUCUCCCUGUGAACCAGGGCAUUAACUCCGGUGUUCUUCAGCUCAGUCAGCCUGUCAUGUCAGGAGUUCUUCCUGUGGGUCAGCCAGUGAGGCCUGGGGUCCUGCAACUCAGUCAGUCUGUGAAUACCAAAAUUCUGCCUGCAAGUCAGCCAGUUAGACCUGGGGCUUCGCAAAACACCACUUUCCUCACGUCAGGCUCUAUUCUCAGACAGCUAAUACCCACAGGGAAACAAGUGAAUGGGAUUCCCACAUACACCCUCGCCCCGGUGUCUGUCACUCUGCCCGUGCCACCUGGAGGCAUUGGGACCGUCGCCCCACCUCAGAUGCCCAUCCAGCUCCUGCAGUCUGGCGCAGCUGCACAGAUGGCCAGUCCCGUGGCUAGCAUGCCCUCCCCUCCAGUGGUGGUAAAUGCCACUCAGAACAUGUUCGUUCAGGCCUCCUCGUCUGGGGCAGAGGCGAGCCAGGCGCUCAGACAGGCGAAGCAGUGGAAAACCUGCCCAGUUUGCAAUGAGCUCUUCCCUUCCAACGUCUACCAGGUCCACAUGGAGGUGGCUCACAAGCACAGUGAAUCCAAAUCUGCUGAAAAGCUGGAGCCUGAAAAACUGGCAGCAUGUGCACCGUUUUUAAAGUGGAUGAGAGAGAAAACAGUUCGAUGUCUCUCUUGUAAAUGCUUAGUAUCGGAGGAAGAGCUUAUCCAUCACUUACUAAUGCAUGGCCUAGGGUGUUUGUUUUGUCCAUGCACUUUCCAUGAUAUUAAAGGUCUUUCUGAGCAUAGUAGGACUAUGCACCUAGGGAAGAAGAAAUUACCUGUGGAUUACAGCAACAAAGGUUUUCAAUUGGAUAUCGAUGCUAAUGGCAACCUGCUGUUUCCCCAUCUUGACUUCAUCACCAUACUGCCAAAGGAGGAGCUCGGGGAGCGGGAGGUCUACCUGGCCAUCCUGGCUGGGAUACACUCCAAGUCGCUCGUGCCCGUGUACAUCAAAGUGAGGCCCCAGACGGAGGGUGCGCCCGGAAGCCCCAGCAAACAAGCCUUGACCUGCCCCUUCUGCUUUGGCACCUUUGUGACCACUGAGACGUAUGAGCUGCAUUUGAAGGAGAGGCACCACAUCAUGCCCACAGUCCACACCAUCCUGAAGUCUCCAGCCUUCAAGUGCAUCCAUUGCUGUGGGGUUUACACUGGCAACAUGACCCUGGCAGCCAUCGCCGUACACCUGCUGCGCUGCAGAAGCGCCCCGAAGGACAGCGGCUCAGACUUGCAAGUCCAGCCAGGCCUCAUCGAGAACAGUGAACUGCUGCUGGUCAACGGCGAGGUGACCCACGAUGCCGGUUUCUCUGUGAAGAGAAAGCUGCCCGAUGGCCACUUUGGGGCAGGAGACCAGAGGGAUGGGGAGGAGCGACCUCUCGUCAUAAACGCCGAGGCAGCCCCGGCUCCAGAAAAGGUAACGAGCAUCGUGCCCUUUAAAAGGCAAAGAAAUGAAAGCAGGACUGAGGGACCACUUGUUAAUGAUGAUGCUCUUCACAUUUUAGCAUUAAAUCCUAAAAAAUAUGAAGACCGUUCUUAUGAAGAAAAAAAGCAGUUUCUUAGAGAUUAUUUCCACAAGAGACCAUAUCCUAGUAAAAAGGAAAUAGAACUGUUAUCCUCACUCUUAUGGGUGUGGAAAAUUGAUGUGGCUUCAUUUUUUGGAAAAAGAAGAUACAUUUGCAUGAAAGCAAUAAAAAAUCACAAGCCUUCUGUACUUUUAGGUUUUGAUAUGUCUGAACUGAAAAAUGUUAAACACAGGUUGAACUUUGAGUAUGAACCAUAAAACUUGUUAAAAAAAAUUAGGAAAUCUAAAGUACUAGAUAAUUAGUAGUUUUUUCAAUUGAGAUUUAAAAAAACGUCAUUUUCUCACUGUAUGUUGGACUAAUCAAUUUCAGUGGUCUUUAUGCUGCUCUUUAGAUUUAUUUCAGGUGCUCAGAAAGACUUCUAUAUAAAGAAGUGAAUAGUUCUGUCGGAUUUAUCGUUUCCUGAAGUUUGAUUUUGUAACAAUUAUUUUUAGUUUUUUCCUCUGUCAUGUAAAUUAAAUCUUUUGAUAUUUCAUGCACGCCUUGUUUUCCCAGUAGUGUCAGUAUCGUAUGAUAAAAACUGAAGUCUCAUUUUGUUUUUUCAUUUAAGGAAAUUUCUGCUUGUUUGAGAAUACCUGAUUAACUUCGAAUUAAAGCAUCGAUCUCCCUCAGUUAGUUUCUCAUGUAGCAGCAAUUGAUACAGUAAAUGUGUAGAGAAGUGAGUACAAACCCCCGUGAUGUGUAUGGUUCCUUAAGGAUGCACUGCAUUAACUUAUGCUGAUUUCUUCCUUGUAAGAUAUUUGCUUAUUAGAUUAUAAUUUUGAUUUACAUUUUUUUAGGUUUAUCCUAACAGCUGUUUUUGAUUAUAACUCAUAGAAAACCAAAUGUUUUCAUUU
This is a messenger RNA of Ceratotherium simum simum (southern white rhinoceros), 4277 nucleotides long. NCBI's taxonomy places the organism in Eukaryota, Metazoa, Chordata, Mammalia, Perissodactyla, Rhinocerotidae. The record is from RefSeq and is a predicted model, not a curated record.